Messenger RNA from Fundulus heteroclitus (mummichog), 4924 nucleotides. RefSeq names its product opioid binding protein/cell adhesion molecule-like (gene opcml). The coding region runs from base 413 to 1444 and encodes 343 amino acids. The transcript has 7 exons. Gene Ontology annotation, cellular component: neuron projection. Lineage: Eukaryota; Metazoa; Chordata; Actinopteri; Cyprinodontiformes; Fundulidae. The record is from RefSeq and is a predicted model, not a curated record.
AGAGAGAGAUGUUUAAUUAAAAAAGGAUAGUGAGGGGAAUGAAUUCAGCCUCUUGCUCUGAAUGCUCUCAGCUUCCCACCCUCUCACCCAGACGACAGAGAGAAAAGGACACCACGGGAGGGAGGGAAACGUACAGGAGCUCAGGCUGAUGCAUCUGUGCCUCAGCAUCCAUUUCACAGAGAUUACAGUCAGGAGCAGGGGAGACGGCGCGCAUUUCUCCCACAGAUACACGGUGGUCUUACCGACAAUCGGACUUAUUCCCGCCGACAGUGGCAGUAAAUCUGUUUAUCAGGAGCGCAGAGGCUGAUCAGGGCGCGCGGAAGGAAUAUAUCCGACCACCUUAAGUUUUUUUUUUUUCUUUUUCUUUUUCUUUUUUUGGAAGUUGCGCAGUGGAACAAACAAGCAAACAAACAUGGGAAUGUGUGGCUGUCUGGCUGUUCCUGGGAAAUUGCUGGUGGUCCUCGGACUAAAAUUGCUGCUGCUCAUACCUGCAGGAGUUCCAGCCAGGAGUGGAGAUUCUGCACUUAAGGACAACAUCACCGUGAGGCAGGGGGACAGCGCCGUCUUAAAAUGCAGUGUUGAUAGCAAAGUCUCUCGAGUGGCUUGGCUCAACCGCACCACCAUUCUGUUUGCAGGGAGGGAGAAAUGGUCUUUGGAUCCUCGUGUUAUCCUGAUGGAAAACACUGCCGUUACAGAAUACAGCAUUAAGAUCCAAAAUGUUAACAUUCAUGACGAGGGACCUUAUGUCUGUUCCAUUCUGACCAACAAGAAACCAAAAUCCACCAAAGUACAUCUCAUUGUUCAAGUACCUGCCAGGAUAACUAAUAUAUCGAAGGACAUCACAGUAAACGAGGGCAGCAACGUCAAUCUGAUGUGCCAAGCGGUGGGACGACCUGAGGCCAGCAUCACAUGGAGGCAUCAGUCACCAAGCGGUGGCCAUAAAUUUGUGAAAGAGGAGGAACAUUUGGAGCUGAUCUCCAUCACGAAAGACCAGUCGGGAACGUAUGAGUGCAUUGCCUCUAAUGACAUCUCCAGCUCUGAUAUAAGGAGAGUGCAAGUCACAGUCAACUAUCCUCCCUUCAUCUCAAAGGCAAGGAGUACAGGCACUCCAGUUGGACAGAGAGGGGUUCUGCAGUGUGAAGCCUCUGCCGUUCCUAGGGCAGAUUUUGAGUGGUACAAAGAAGACCGUAGGCUUCUCAAUGGAAUAAAUGGUCUUAAGAUAGAGACUCAAGGCAAACAGUCGCUGCUCAUCUUUUUCAAUGUGUCAGAAGAAGACUAUGGAAACUACACCUGCGUUGCCAUGAACACAAUGGGAAUCACUAAUGCCAGUAUAAUUCUUUAUGGUCCUGGUGCAAUACAUGAUGUCAACGGAACACCCAUCUUCCCCUGUUGCUCCUUUUGCCUCCUGCUGACUAUUAUCUUAUUCCACCUGCUCAAGUUCUGAUGAAAAAUGUGAUCUUCACUUCAAGCUUCCUGCAGCACUGAACAGCAAGAACAGACGGUUUAGUCCUAUGCCCUAUGAAAAGAACAGGAAACCAAGAAUGCCACUGGUUCACUCUUUGUUUUCUUUCUAAUUUCCUUUUGGCUUUAUGUCAGAAUCUGUUCUCUGUUGGUUUAUCUAGAGUAAAAGGCAACUUUGGAAAGAAGGGAAAAGUUUAAACAUGCACUAAUGUGAUGAUGGUAGAACUACUGAGCUUGUGUGUCCCAAACCUUUUUGUAUGUGAAUAGGAAAACAUGAAAAAAAAUGUGUGUUACCAGUGAUAUUUGACUGUUUAUUGCCUAAUAUGGAAGUGUAAAUUCAAAAUAAUACUAUUAUUGUGUGACAUUUGUUCAAUAUCUGUACAGUACCAGUAAGCUUUUUUAAGUCAAUGACAAAAAAGGAAAUAAUGCAACGUGAUUGUUGAAUUUCACUGUAUUUUUACAGUUGUAUGCAAAACAGAAAAAGCUGGUCCUUCAAGAUGAUCAGUUGAGAAUAUUAAAGAAUAUACCGUUAUUUCUCAGGCAAAGUCCUUUAGCAUAGUGCAUACUCAUUUUUACCUUUAUCAUAGUGUGUGUAGAAAAUGUAUAAAGUGAACAGUUAACUCCUGCACUCAGUGAAAAUGCAUUCAUUUCUGAAAUAGCAUUUUUGAAUCACCUCAUCACAGAGUCAUAGCAGCUUCAGGGCAUAUUCAUACUGACAAUCUGAAUUCAGAUUCAUGCACAUCAUUCAUGUGAGUUUUACUUCAAAACAAAAGUAUUAGAAAGGAUGACACUUUGGUCUGCACACUGUCAGUCAGCGUGAUCUGCUUACAGCUGAUGGCUGUUUGACAACAUCCAAUUAUGAUUACCUCAAUAUAGUGCCAGGUUUAAUUAGCAGCUUUUUCCUUAUUCGUAUUAAGGCCUUCAGUUAUAUUUAGUCAUUUGUAUUUACAUUUUCCAAAACAUUUUUUCUUGUUUACUAUGAAGCCAUAGUUUUAAUGUAGUGGUUUGUAUAAAAGUAAUGUUGUUGUUGUUUUUUUUUUUUUUUUUUUUAAAUAUGUGAAAAUGAACAUAUUUAGUCCAUAGCUUCUUCGGGAGCCACAGUGAUCCUCAUGCUUCUCUUUUGAACUUUAGACCUCUAUGCAAACUAGACCUUACAUUUAGAUUUAACAACCAUCUUAUUGAGAUUGAAGGAAAAAUGCAUCACUGGCUGAUAUAUUUUUGAUUUGUAAUUUGCUAUAUUUUCAUUUGUAUUUAUUUUUUAAAUGCCAUACCGUUUCACAAACAUAGGUAAGUGAAACGUAAAUGUACUGUAGAUAGAAGGAUUCAAUUUAGAAAGCAUUUACUGUUUUGCAGGUUUUGAGCUUUCUAAAACAGCUUUUUAUGUUUAACAACACAUUGUUUUCGAUUCAUAUCAUUAUGUUUUUUAUAGAAAAUUAGAAUCACCCAAAUCAGAAUUCUUAGUUUUUUAUGUGGCUAUGUAUCAGCUGAUGCUGAGUUGCAAUAGAAUACGAAAAGUUAUCUAAAUCACUGUUAUACAUUCAUGUGAAAAAAAUAGGACACUCUAUAAAAGCCUGGGUUUUUCUAAAAUAUUAAUAUAUGUGGAUAUUUAAAAUAUUUAUUGUGUCAAUAUCAAAUAUCAUGUCUGUAAGAUCAGAAAGUAACUACACAAGUUUAAUUUUCAUGGGAGUUGUGUAGGGAGGAAACCUUCACUUUCUAGGAACAUGAAGGCCAGACUAAAGUUUGCCCAAGAAUGUAGAAAAAGAGCAGGACUUCUGGAAUAAUGUUUAAUGGACAGAUGUGUCUUAAAUAGAAUUUGUUUGGCCACCUGAAAAGAGGACAUGUUUGGCAUAAAGCAAUCUGUAGCAUUGUGAUCCAACCAUCUAAAAAUCACAGAAAAUCCCAUGAAUUCUAAAGGGAUUUUACAGGGUGCUCCAAGAAAUAUGUGAGAUGAUCUGAAAGCAUUUAAACCUGAAGCAGAACUGGACCCUGUAAGAUGACAAUGAAAACAGAAAUCAGUAAAUGAUCCAUAGACUAGUUGAUAAUAAAAUGAUGGGAUGUCCUGGGCAGAUCAAAGCCCAAACAUUUAAGUGUGACAAAAAAUGAAAAACAAAAGAAAUUUCUAAGAUGGGAAAUAGAUUUUUCUUUAUGUCUCCAAAUUGGCUGCAAAGUAUCUCAGUGAGGGUAUGGCUGAUAUCAGGUAUCAAGAUAGAAGGUGCGUUUCCUUGUGAGAUCAGUCAUUUUAAAAUGCUGUGAUUUGGGACCUGAGCCUAAUGACUGGGUUUAGAUAAGGACAUCCCUGCUCAAUAUUAUUGGCAUUCAACUUUCAUCUUUACCUCCAGUUAUCAUUUAUCAGUAAUUCUAGAUUACAGUAACAGUGGGGAAAAUGAAAAUAAAUAUUUUAUUAUUACCUUGUAUCUCAAGCAUGAAGUUGGGAAUUUUAUUUAAAAAAAUAUUCUUGUUAAUAUUUUUAUAUAGUCAUCCAGUGAGUAUUUCCUUGUCAUGCUGCGUUAAACCUGGCAAAACCUGCUUAAGAACUUCUUUAGUGAGUUUCUGAAAUAAUAGUGUUCAAAAUCUCACUGAACACACAGUCAGCUUGUAUGAAUGUUCCUUGUAGCUGCUCUGAAGCUAUAUUCAUGUGUUGUGAAUGUGUAUUUUUAACCUGAUGUGCCCAACAUCAACAGUGGAAGCUGUGUUCCAGAACUGGAUGAUCGAACUUUUGUGUAAUGGCAGGUGGGCUAACUUUUAAAGGGACAGUUUUUGGUCAGCCCUCUGACUAAAAUAUCCAUUGACUAGCGAAUACAAGUGGUUGCCAAUGUGAUGUCCCUCUGUUCACUUCAUUUUGUGCAAACCUAUAAGUAAGAACUGUGUUAAAGACAAAAGAUCAUGGAUUGAGACUGAUGUAUAUGGGAGUGUUUUGUAAUGUACUCGCCUAUUUGCUUGUUAAGAUGAUUGUGAACCAGUCAGUUAAAGACUACACUUUAUGGCCAAAAAACAAACAAAAAAACCCACAGAGUGCUGCAUUAUUUAUAUGAAACAAAAAUUGUUGAGACAGUCAGAGAUAGAUCUACUUCUUUAAAGCACAUUAUAUUCUCAGAGAUAGUAGGCUGUCAGUCUGAGUGUAAAUGACCUUAUGGUACCUGAACCACUCUUUCAGAUUAAGCCCAGUUGGUCCUGGUCAUUGAGCCUGGCAUCACACAAUUAACUUGUUGCCACCUGAAACAUUAGUCAAUUCACUUCUUCUCCAAAAGGACAGUUUUUGGCCAGUCAGUGUAUUUUAAAGGAUAUGCUAACUUAGGUAUUUAUUUUUUGUUUGUUUUGUUCUUUUUGCAAAUAUGGCCUCUGCAAAAAAGGGUUAAAGGUCAGAGUCAUACUUUCCAUCCCAGACAAAGCAACAUGACAAAUAUUGAUGUCAAUAAUCUUCAGUCACUCUAUUUUAAAUCCCUAUUAAAAAGAACUGACACUA